Gastrolobium bilobum is the source of this 1115-nucleotide messenger RNA. RefSeq lists its product as uncharacterized. The record is from RefSeq and is a predicted model, not a curated record. The transcript is spliced from 2 exons. Bases 135 to 995 code for a protein of 286 amino acids. Lineage: Eukaryota; Viridiplantae; Streptophyta; Magnoliopsida; Fabales; Fabaceae.
CCUCUCCACACACUUUCCUUCAUUUCAACCAAACUUUCUCUUUUCUCUCUCUCUCUCUCUCUCUUUUCUCUAUUGUUGUGAAAGAAAAAGGGAACGGGAUCGCAAUUUUGAAAGUGGAAAACGAAAGAAGGAGCAUGAUUGAGGUGGAAACGAUGCAGAAGCAAGAGGGAGAAGCUUCUUCUUGUCAUCAUAAUCAUAAUCAGGUAUCGCCUUCUCCCAGUUUCAGCAGUUACUCUUCGGAGACGCUCGCCGAGAUCGCCGCCAGGGUAAUCGAGGAGCUCCGACUGGACCCUCAUUCCGCCUCCAGCGACGACACUCUUUUCCAGCCAUGGGUAAACGACGACGACGACGACGACAACAACUCUCGAAACGACACAACUGAAAACGACGACUUCGAGUUCUCGUUUGUUUCCAGAGACCCAAACAGUUCUCCUGUUUCCGCCGACGACAUUUUCUACAACGGCCAGAUCAAACCCAUGUACCCAAUCUUCGACCGCACUCUGCUCUUCGACGCUCCCACUCCCUCAAACGACACAGUUGCUGCUUCCGUUUCCCCUGUUCAGAACACAAACCACGACGAGACGAAACGGCGUCGUCUCCCUCUGAGGAAGCUAAUGUUCGAGGAAGGUGAAACGGCGUCGUGUUCGUCUUCAACCGACGAGAGCGUUGAGCUGGAGGGCGUGACUGAAGGAACCUACUGCGUGUGGACCCCCAAUUCGGUUGCUAUGGAGCGCAAGAAGAGCAACUCAACAGGUUCUGCGUCAAAGCGCUGGAAGCUUCGAAAUCUGCUUCUCAGGAGCCAAAGCGACGGCAAGGAUAAACAACAACCCGUGUUUCAGAUUCCGAGCAAUAAAGUUGCAGCAAAGCCUGGCUCCGGCGACUGUGACGGCGGCGCGUCGCAGAGCAAGAAAAAGUCCUUCUUGCCUUACAAGCCAGAAUUGGUUGGACUUUUCGCUAAUGUCAAUGGGCUUGGUCGGAAUUUGCGUCCGUUUUGAUUUGAUUUUUAUAUUAUUGAUUAUAGUUUUAUUUUAUUUUUUAUCAAAUUUUAUAUCUCGUGUUUUAUUAGUUUAAUCUAAUAUUUUUCUUUUUGCCGGGUGUAUUGUAAUUAAAGCGGA